Molecule: messenger RNA, 1123 nt
Organism: Betta splendens (Siamese fighting fish)
Lineage: Eukaryota; Metazoa; Chordata; Actinopteri; Anabantiformes; Osphronemidae
Exons: 6
Coding region: 1-960 (319 amino acids)
Source: RefSeq, a predicted model, not a curated record
AUGUCCGAGACUGCUUACACAAAAGCAAAGAAGAAGGAGCUCAGGGCCUGGGACUCAUUGAAAGAGGAUAUGCUGCGGGUAUCUUAUGAGUCAUCAGCACCAUCUACAAAUAUCUGUGCUCUCUGCAAAGAGCAUGCAGAGUAUAGGUGCCUUGAGUGCAGCAGUACUAAUAUGUUUUGUGAGACCUGUAUCACAAAAACCCACCGCAAUUCCUUGCACCUACCAGAGAAAUGGAAUAAAACAUUGUAUGUGACAUCUCCGCUUGAAUUAGCACUACGCUUACCAGGAGAACAUUGUUCUCAUGCUGUGUACGCAAGAGAUAUGAAAAUAUUUGUGAACACAGGCCAGCUGUGCAGCUUCAGCGUGACUCUUUGUACAUGUGAACCAGAAACUUGCACCCUGCUCAGAUAUGGAAUCUGGCCUGCGACACCAGAGAGGCCUCAAACAGCGUUCUCUAUAGCUCUUUUGGAGCUUUUUCAUUAUCUGUCCAUGGAAUGCCAGGUGUCUGUUGAGGGAUUCUGCAAUAUGUUGCGGUGGAAAAACAAUCUGUCUCUUUUAGAGGUUAACAUGCUCUACAGAGCUCUGGUGGGAGAAUCUAUAUCCCAGUUUCGCCACCACCACUUUAGAUGCAGAAGUUUAUCUGGUCUUUGUCCCUCAUUUGAUGAUGGAACAACAUGCCCAGUAUGUCCUAAGAGUAACGGCAAUCUGAUUGUAACAAUGGAUGCCAACUUUGGCCUUGUUCGAAAAAGAAGUUCAGGAAGUAGUUUGGUGGAGCCGUUGCAUGGUAACAGAAUGUUUGUGAGGGAAGAAGAUGUGCAAGAAUACCUGUCAUCCCAUCCUGAUGGUUCCAAGCCAAAUGAAGACUGUAGUAAUUCAAGGCAGGGAACCUGCUUCGUUCUCAAAAAAAAACAACAAAAACUAGAUGUAACAGGGGGUGUUUGGAGUCUCUUGCCGCCAUGAGAUUCCGUUGGUGUUUUUGAACAUGACCCAGGGAGAACGGUGAGUUUAAGACACAGCACUGGUGUCAGUAUGAUUGUUCCCAAUCACCAAACUGUAUGUUUCUCAAAUAUGUUUUAUUCUGUCAGUUUUUAAAUUUCAUAAUACUAAAACCUUUUUAUACAAU